Molecule: messenger RNA, 1017 nt
Organism: Nothobranchius furzeri (turquoise killifish)
Lineage: Eukaryota; Metazoa; Chordata; Actinopteri; Cyprinodontiformes; Nothobranchiidae
Gene: gpx2
Product: glutathione peroxidase 2
Biological process (GO): response to oxidative stress
Molecular function (GO): glutathione peroxidase activity
Source: RefSeq, a predicted model, not a curated record
AUCUUUAAAGAUGAGAAUGUUUAUUUUGCAUUUGUUUAUUUGACUUUACAUCAUUUAUAUUGUUUACUGUAAAACUUCUAAAAGAAUCCAGUUUGUCACCUGGAGUCGGAUCAGUUUCCUGCUGGGUUACCUGACACCUCUGAAAGGCAACUUUCUGCUCCGAGAGUCACGUCAGCAAACCUUUGGAUACCUUCACACACCUGGGGUUCCAGACUGUCUCCAGUUGUGCAGUUAAGGAGCAGAGAUGUCGUUUAUCGCCAAGACGUUCUACGAUCUGAGAGCUACCUCGCUGGAGGGAGACUCGGUGGACUUCAAUGUCUUCAGGGGACGCGUGGUCCUCAUUGAGAAUGUGGCCUCGCUCUGAGGCACCACCACCCAGGACUUCAGCGAGCUCAACCAGCUACAGAGCAAAUACCCCCAUCGGCUGGUGGUCCUGGGCUUUCCUUGUAACCAGUUUGGGUACCAGGAGAAUUGCAGCAAUGGGGAGAUCCUGAACUGCCUUCAGCAUGUGCGUCCAGGUAGUGGCUUCAAACCCAUUUUCACCAUCUUUGAGAAGUGCGACGUCAACGGUGCAAACACACACCCCGUCUUCGCCUAUCUGAAAAGCAAACUCCCCUAUCCCGACGACGACCCCAGCUCCCUCAUGCAGGAUCCAAAAUUUCUGGUUUGGAGCCCCGUCAGCAGGAUGGAUGUCUCCUGGAACUUUGAGAAGUUCCUCAUCGGGCCGGAAGGGGAGCCCUUUAAGAGAUACAGCAGGAAUUUCCCCACCAUUGACAUAGAGCCUGACAUUCAAAGGUUGUUAAGAUUAACCAAGUCCUAAAAAUAGCCCCUGCCUCAAUGGCUUUUCAUCCGUAACUGUCAAAGCCGACACUCUGCCCUCCACACUUUUAAGCCUUAAUGAAUGAGGGUGAUAUUCUAAAAGAAGUAAAGGGAAUGUCAUCUGAGACCUUGUAAGUGCUUAAUGGUGAUGGAUGUGAAGAAAUAAAUUGAUUAAAUGCAAAGAAAAGAAAACAAGAA